Molecule: messenger RNA, 591 nt
Organism: Eimeria mitis
Lineage: Eukaryota; Apicomplexa; Conoidasida; Eucoccidiorida; Eimeriidae
Exons: 5
Coding region: 1-591 (196 amino acids)
Source: RefSeq, a predicted model, not a curated record
AUGCUAACAAUGAACCUCAAAGCGGCGGAAGAAGAGGCUAAGCACUUUGCGGCAUUAAGCAAGACACUCACUGAGAAAAACAAAGAGCUCGCCACCGAGAACACUAUACUACGGGAGCAAAACGAAAUGCUCAUGAAGCAAAAGGCACUUCAACAGAGACAAGAGAAAAGAGGGAAGGAGGAUCUCACCGUUCCCAGGAAGGGCGCUCGAAGACCUUUUCAGGAAACCCCAGAAGUCUCCCCGCGUCUACUCGGCCCCCCCCUGACUCCCCGAACCGUUGCAAAGGUCAAGGCGAAAAUACGUCAGUGCUCAAAGACGAACAACUACGAAAGAGAACUCAAAAUGAGGGCCGAAAUAUCCCGCCUCCAUGAGCUUUGCAAAAAGCAGAAGAGUGAACUCAUCGUGCUGAAAGGUACCGAUGGCCGGCGCGUAGAACUUGAGCUUCUCUUGAAGCAAUGCCUACUUGAUGUCAAAGCUCGGGUCGCAGGCAAACGAAACAGCACAACGGCAAGUGUCCACUGCGUUAAAGGGGCCCAGGCUUGUAAACAAACAUCUUCCGAGACGACGCGAACGAACGUUGAGGCAACCUAA